CCCAUACCCCUCAUUUCUUCACUGUUUUCAGCUUAUAGUUGUUGAAGACCUAGGACUGUAUUGAAGAUGUCUCCAACCAUUAAAACCGAAGUGAAACAAGAAGACGAAAUCGAAGUAACCCUCCAAGAAGAUGUUUUCAUAAACAACGAGAUCCUGGCAUCGGUCAAGGAGGAGCCAACUGUGAUCAGUGAUGAUGGUUCCGACUUCGAUUCGGAACACAACCACGCACGCAGAGAUCAAGAGGGUCAGUUUAAUUGCUUUCGUUGCUCUUAUUCGACCGACAGUAAACACAACAUGAGACGACAUUGCUUGUUAAAGCACUCCGCCGCCAGUAUGAAAUGCGACCGGUGCGAUUUCACGACGAAAUACAAACAAAGUUUAAAGCGACACCUGCAAACGCACGCGGUACCGAAAAGUUUCAAUUGUGAAAGGUGCGAUUACACCACGUGCAGCGAGGCGGUUUUGAAACGUCACCUCUGGAGGCACACGGUUCGAGAGUUUAAUUGCGGCAAGUGUAAUUUUGGUACGAACGACAAGUCGGAUUUGGACAAGCACCUGUUGAGGCACGCGAUUUCGAAACGCUUCGAAUGCGACCAGUGCGAUUUUUCAUCGAGCUACAAGCACCACCUGAAACGGCACGCCGUAAAACACGACGAUUCCAAGCAAUUCAAAUGCGGUGCAUGUCAUUACAUCACAAAUAACAUGUUGCAUUUGAAAAAACACGUUCUAAACCAUACGGCAUUUAAAGAGUUUAAAUGUGACCGGUGCGAUUACGCGACAAACAAAAAGAUACUCUUACAGCAACACCUCGUGGUACACAGAACGACUAAAGAUUUUCAAUGUGACCAGUGCGAUCACGCGACCAACAAUAAAAGCCAGUUCAGACGGCAUCUUUCGAUGCACAGGAACGAUCUCGAUUUUAAAUGUGACAAGUGCGAUUAUGCAGCCAACGAUCGCUCUUACCUAGCGAAACAUCUUCUAACGCACAAAGCUUUGAAAGACUUCAAGUGCGAGAGGUGUGAUUAUUCUACUCACUGCAAGCAAUUGUUACAACAACAUUGCGUGAUGCACAAACAGAUUAAGGACUUCAUUUGUGCCGAAUGCGGACACGCUACUCACAAUAAGAAUCAUCUUAAAACGCACGUCUUGAUACAUCGAGCCGGUGGGACUUUCCAGUGCGACAAGUGUCAUUACGCGACAAACAACAAAAAGUACCUUCGACAGCAUAUGUUAAAACAUACUUUGGCCAAAAACUUUAAUUGUGACCAGUGCGAUUACGGCACAAGUAUUCACUCGCAUUUUAAACGACAUAUUCUAAUACACAAAGUUUCUAAAGAUUUCACGUGUGACCUGUGCGAUUUCGGAACAAACGACAAGUCGCACUUCAACAGGCAUCUUUUGAAACACAAAACUUCCAAGGAGUUUAAAUGUGACAAGUGCGAUUACGCCUCAAACGAUCACUUGCGUUUCAAACAGCAUGUGCUGGUACACGCUGCGAUCAAAAACUUCAAAUGUGACCAGUGCAAUUUUGGUACUAAUGACAGAUCUCAUUUCAGACAACAUUCCUUAACCCACAAGCUCAUUAAGGAUUUCAAAUGUGACCUGUGUAGCUACGCGACGAGUAACAAGGCGGUUUUCAAUCGACAUCUCCUAGUCCACAAAUCGGUAAAAGAUUUUAAAUGUGCACAGUGCGACUACGCAACGUGCAUCCGAGCAUCUUUGGACCGGCACAUCCUAAUCCACAAGACCCCCGCCGAUUUCAAAUGUGACAAGUGCGAUUACGCGUCAAACGACAAGUACCAUUUUAAACGACACUUGCAAACUCACAACGUGUCGAAGACCAAGGAUUUUAAAUGCGACCGGUGCGAUUACACAACCGUUCACAAGUACAAUUUAAAGCAUCACACUUUGAUUCACGGAGCUCCAAAACAUCUCAAGUGUACCCACUGCGAUUACGCCACCAAUCGACCGUCGAACAUCAAACAGCACCUACUCACGCACAAGGUGGGCAGCGAAUUUAAAUGUGACGCUUGCGAUUACGCGACGAACAACAAGCACAUCUUCAAGCGACACUUACUUACGCAUAAGGUGACCAAGGACUUUAAAUGUGACGAGUGCGAGUACGGUACGAACAAUAAGGCGCUUUUAAGACUGCACCUUUUCAAGCACAAACCCGCCGAUCUCAAGUGCGACGCUUGCGAUUACGCGACGAGCAAUGAGAGAUACUACAACAUUCAUCUGUUAACGCAUCGAGCUCUCAAAGAUUUCAAAUGUGACUAUUGCGAUUUCGGUACGAAUUCGAAGGCGCACUUAAAAGGUCAUCUUGUGAAGCACAGAUAAUGUGACAUUGAAUGAUUUUAAUUAUAAAUAAUUUUAAGGUAAUAAAUGGCGAGUCGUCAAAAACAAAAAUAUUACUUUCGAAUUACAGAGGUCGUGACGGCCUUUUGAGCUCAGAAGGGCGCUUUUCUGCCUUAUCUGUAACAGAUAACAAACGAGAGGGGUAGUGAAUAGCGCGCCACUGCGCCUCAAAUAUUGCUAUAGCAAUGUCUGGCACUCAAAGAAUCAAUAAUUCAAUUUAGGUUAACAAAACCAAAAGCAAAUCGACAACGAAUCGUCCAAAGUCAAAUUCACAAGACCAAUCUCUCCAAAAGGUUUCUUUAAUACUUGCAGUUAGACAGGGCCAAAAUUCAAGUGUAGUAGGUUACCAGAUAAUGUAUGUCUCACAUAAGAUGGCGGUGGAAUUUUCCAAUGGAACUUCCUUGUGCAAUUCUGGAAAAAACCGACAAGGGAUAUCGAUGUAGAUGGCAAUAAUCAGGACAUAAAUGAAGAACAGAAUAAUCCAGCAAUAGAUCAUUAUUCAAAGUCAAACGUAAUACGCAAAUGGUACAUUCCGUAAACGGCCUUAGAACUUGUAAAUACAACCGCAAAGCGAAUUCUAUGAAGCAUGGAAAAAUCACAAGAAACAAUCUUCAGAGAAGUAUACUAUGGCCACGUAAAUCCCUGAACAGGUAGACUAAAAAAAUGAGUAAAAAUACUAUGGCGCGUAUCUUCUUCUUUACAAGUAACGAUCGAAUCUGGUCUGUUCAGGGAAUAAUUGUAAUACGCACACAAAGAAGAAAAGAAAAUCACGGAAACAUCUGCAUGAGCUCUAGCGGCGUAAAUAAAGAACUAUUGUAAAUGAAACCUAUAAUACUCAACUAACGACAUCUAAACUAAACGAGUUUACAGAGGAAAUAAUACAUAGAUGGCGUAAUAAUAUCGGUUAAAUGGAAUUUUAAAUUGUUAAGAAUGUUGGAAUUUCAAAUAAAUGCUUUUGGCACACUUU
Molecule: messenger RNA, 3325 nt
Organism: Photinus pyralis (common eastern firefly)
Lineage: Eukaryota; Metazoa; Arthropoda; Insecta; Coleoptera; Lampyridae
Product: zinc finger protein 729-like
Exons: 1
Coding region: 67-2340 (757 amino acids)
Biological process (GO): regulation of transcription by RNA polymerase II
Cellular component (GO): nucleus
Molecular function (GO): DNA-binding transcription factor activity, RNA polymerase II-specific; RNA polymerase II transcription regulatory region sequence-specific DNA binding
Source: RefSeq, a predicted model, not a curated record